This is a messenger RNA of Bombina bombina (fire-bellied toad), 1460 nucleotides long. RefSeq names its product epoxide hydrolase 3-like. Lineage: Eukaryota; Metazoa; Chordata; Amphibia; Anura; Bombinatoridae. The record is from RefSeq and is a predicted model, not a curated record. Gene Ontology annotation, molecular function: hydrolase activity.
GAAAAGAAUUGUGGGCGGGACUUGUGUUUUCCCUGUUGGAAUGGAGGAGAAAGCGAGCGAACGCUUAUCAGAUAUUUGAAGGGAAUCUGGAAUUAGAGCUAUGACUUAUUAUAUGUCUCACCUGCUCCUGAUGGUGACACGUGCUGCCCUGCGGGUAUCUGGGAUCUUUUUCUGGAUAUUGGUAUAUUUGGCAGCUCUGUUGUCUGCUGUUUCUUAUCUGCCAGACUUGCUGCGGCUGGUGAUUAGGAAACCAUUAGAACAUUUGUUGGGACCUCGUAAAACUGCUCCUCCUUGUCUGAUGAGCAGCACUCACGGGCAACAUGGAUACAUAAGAAUCAAGAGAUCUGGGAUUCGAUUCCAUUACGUGGCUUCAGGAAAUAAGGAAAACCCUUUAAUGCUUCUUCUGCAUGGCUUCCCUGAGAACUGGUACUCUUGGAGAUACCAACUGGAUGAGUUCUCUUUGGGGUUCCGCACAGUUGCAGUUGAUUUAAGAGGAUUUGGAAGUUCUGAUGCACCAUCUAAACUUAGUGAUUAUAAAAUGGAGACCUUGUUGCAAGACAUAGAAGAUCUGAUCUUAGAAAUGGGUUAUUCUCAGUGUGUGCUGGUUGGUCAUGAUUGGGGUGGAACCCUGGCCUGGACGUUUGCCGUCCGUCAUUCCAACAUGGUUACUCGACUCAUCGCCUUGAGUGCACCUCACCCUUCAGCUUUUUCAGAUUACGUGUUGUCUCACCCUUCUCAGCUCUUCUCUUCCCGCUACGUGUUCCUCUUCCAGCUACCCAUUCUCCCUGAGAUCCUGCUAUCUAUGGGAGAUUAUGAGUACAUAAGGAAGCCACUUACUGAUGGAAUUAUGGGUAUACAGAAUGAGGAACGGAGACUUAGUCAGGAAGAGACAGAGGCCUUUAUAUACUACCCUUCCCAGAAGGGAGCUUUGACACCACCACUUAACUACUACAGGAAUCUUUUUGGAUUUUUCCCAUUGAAAGCUCGGGACGUACUUGUCCCCACACUGCUCCUUUGGGGAGAGCGUGAUGCCUUCCUUGAAGUUGGUAUGGUGGACACAAUGCAGCAGUAUGUCUAUGCGCCCUUCCAAGCAGAGGUCAUCCCGAAUGCCAGCCACUGGCUGCAACAGGACCAGCCACAGGAAGUCAACAGAAUAAUCAGAAAGUUCUUGACAGAGGAAAGACAUGGAUCCAGAAGCUAACUCUCCAGUGUACUUAAAAUAGUAGAAGAAAAUUGUUGCAGGGAAAUCAGUCUCCAGAGUGUAUAUACAGAAACUAUAUGGAAUUAUGAGUGUAUAUUUUUAUAUUUUGCUCAUUAUUUAAUAAUAUAUAAAUCAGUGUAUGUAUACAUAUUUAUUGAGUAAUGGGUGUUCUUGUGUUAAAAUUUAAAUGUGACUGCUCAAAUGGCACCGUGAAAAACCUCUAUAUGAAAUUUUAAGUAAAGUUUUAAAUUUUAUACAA